Arabidopsis arenosa is the source of this 2337-nucleotide messenger RNA. The record is from the annotation of a GenBank genome assembly. Lineage: Eukaryota; Viridiplantae; Streptophyta; Magnoliopsida; Brassicales; Brassicaceae.
AACACUUUUCUAAACCGAUGGGAGAGAUAGCAACAGAGUUCACGGCCGUUAUGGAUGACGAUGACCGGUGCGUUGUACCGGAGGUAGAGCUCACUGUACCCAAAACCGACGAUUCAUCUUUACCGGUUCUCACAUUCCGGAUGUGGGUUCUUGGUAUAGGCGCGUGCAUUGUACUCUCUUUCAUCAACCAGUUUUUCUGGUACAGAACGAUGCCGUUGAGUGUCACCGGAAUCUGCGCUCAGAUCGCCGUCGUGCCGAUUGGACAUCUCAUGGCGAGGGUGCUUCCGACAAGGAGAUUCUUGGAAGGUACGAGGUUUCAGUUCACCUUAAACCCAGGUGCCUUCAACGUCAAGGAACAUGUUCUGAUAACCAUCUUUGCAAAUUCCGGCGCCGGCUCCGUUUACGCUACUCACAUACUCAGUGCUAUUAAGCUUUACUACAAACGUCCUCUUCCUUUCCUCCCAGCGUUUCUCGUCAUGAUCACCACUCAGAUUCUUGGAUUUGGUUGGGCUGGUCUCUUUAGGAAACACCUUGUUGAGCCUGGUGAAAUGUGGUGGCCAAGCAAUCUUGUUCAAGUCUCUCUCUUUGGUGCCUUGCACGAGAAAGAAAAGAAAUCUAGAGGAGGCAUGAGUCGAACUCAAUUCUUCUUAAUCGUCCUAGUAGCUAGCUUUGCUUACUACAUCUUUCCUGGUUAUCUUUUCACCAUGUUAACAUCAAUCUCAUGGGUUUGUUGGCUCAAUCCCAAAUCAAUUCUAGUUAACCAACUCGGUUCAGGUGAACAUGGUCUUGGUAUUGGAUCCAUUGGUUUUGAUUGGGUCACCAUUAGUGCUUAUCUUGGAAGCCCUUUAGCUAGUCCAUUGUUUGCUUCGGUCAAUGUAGCCAUCGGUUUUAUACUGGUCAUGUAUAUCGUCACGCCUGUUUGUUACUGGCUUAACAUCUAUGACGCCAAAACCUUCCCUAUCUUCUCUAGCCAGCUCUUCAUGGGUAAUGGCUCACGUUAUGAUGUUUUGAGCAUUAUUGAUAGCAAGUUCCAUCUCGACCGGGUGGUUUACUCUAGGACCGGCUCCAUCAACAUGAGCACCUUCUUUGCUGUUACUUAUGGUCUCGGGUUUGCUACAUUGUCUGCCACCAUUGUCCAUGUCUUAGUCUUCAACGGAAGUGACUUGUGGAAACAGACAAGAGGGGCCUUUCAAAAGGAUAAGAAAAUGGAUAUACACACAAGAAUCAUGAAGAAAAACUACAGGGAAGUUCCAUUGUGGUGGUUUUUGGUCAUCCUUUUACUGAAUAUUGCGCUCAUCAUGUUCAUCUCCGUGCACUACAACGCGACCGUGCAGCUUCCUUGGUGGGGAGUGUUACUUGCUUGUGCCAUUGCCAUCUCUUUCACUCCUUUGAUCGGUGUCAUAGCUGCCACCACUAAUCAGGCACCGGGUUUGAACAUCAUAACCGAGUAUGUUAUCGGGUAUAUAUACCCGGAACGUCCUGUUGCCAACAUGUGUUUCAAGGUCUAUGGAUACAUUAGUAUGACUCAAGCGCUAACUUUCAUUUCUGACUUCAAGCUUGGUCAUUACAUGAAGAUCCCGCCUAGAUCCAUGUUCAUGGCUCAGGUGUUUGGGACUCUUGUGGCGGUUGUUGUGUACACAGGAACAGCUUGGUGGUUGAUGGAAGAGAUUCCUCAUCUCUGUGACACGGCCUUGCUUCCUUCAGACAGCCAAUGGACUUGUCCCAUGGACCGCGUUUUCUUUGACGCCUCUGUGAUUUGGGGACUAGUGGGACCACGUAGGGUGUUUGGUGACCUUGGAGAAUACUCAAAUGUCAACUGGUUCUUCCUCGUCGGAGCCAUAGCUCCACUCUUAGUUUGGCUAGCCACAAAGAUGUUCCCGGCUCAGACAUGGAUCUCCAAGAUUCAUAUCCCUGUCCUUGUGGGAGCCACCGCAAUGAUGCCACCAGCAACAGCAUGGUGGGGAAAUUCCGGCGACCGAGAUACAUGUCCAUUAGCUUCUUGUCCAACUGCUAAAGGUGUUGUCGUCAAAGGAUGUCCCGUCUUCUAGCUAAUGAGUCAUGAGACAAAAGCAUAUACCAAGUGCUUUGUACAGAACACACAGCAAAAUGAUAAUUGUAAUUCUCGGAAAUGUCUUUACUCUCCAAGAACUAUAUCUUUGUGAUAGCUUUACAACUAGGUACUAUCCUGUUCUAUGACAGAACACAAAUGCUAGUGAUUCUAUUUGUGUUUCCUUAUAAUGAUUUUUCUGCUUUAGAAAGUUGUUUUGCCUCUUUAAAAGCUGGCUAAUUAUGGUGAGGAUGGUAGAGGUUGCAUAGAAAGAAAGAAUAACACAUUGA